Molecule: messenger RNA, 1518 nt
Organism: Nematolebias whitei (Rio pearlfish)
Lineage: Eukaryota; Metazoa; Chordata; Actinopteri; Cyprinodontiformes; Rivulidae
Product: DNA excision repair protein ERCC-6
Biological process (GO): transcription-coupled nucleotide-excision repair
Cellular component (GO): nucleus
Molecular function (GO): ATP-dependent chromatin remodeler activity; ATP binding
Source: RefSeq, a predicted model, not a curated record
AUGACUUCACCCUCAAACUGUAGAAAAAGAAAAUGGCGGGCUCAAACCUUAACGACUUUCUCCAAGAUUCGAGAGUUCACCGUGCAGCUGUAUGCGACUGUGCACGAGAAUGGAGAGCUCAUCCUGGAGGGGCUGCUAAAUAUCUACUGGGGUCUUCGCCGACCAAUAAGGCUUCAGAUGUUUGAUGACAACGAAAGAUUUCGACUCAACAGAUACCAGCAGACUGGUGUGCGGUGGCUGUGGGAACUCCACUGUCAGCAGGCAGGCGGCAUCCUGGGUGAUGAGAUGGGAUUGGGCAAAACCAUUGAGGUCAUCAGCUUUCUGGCUGGACUAAGCUACAGCAAACUGCGAACUAGAGGGUCCAACUACAGAUAUGCUGGUUUGGGUCCAACCAUCAUUGUGUGCCCGGCUACAGUCAUGCAUCAAUGGGUGAAAGAGUUUCACACCUGGUGGCCUCCUUUCAGAGUGGCAGUUCUGCAUGAAACGGGCUCAUUCACCAGCAAUAAGGAAAAACUGAUUCCAGAAAUAGCGUCAUGUCAUGGGAUCCUGAUUACCUCAUAUUCAGCUGUGAGAAAUCUGCAAGAUGCCUUACUACGGUACAACUGGCACUAUAUUAUCCUAGAUGAAGGCCAUAAGAUCAGAAAUCCAAAUGCUGGGGUCACUACCGCCUGCAAACAGUUUCGCACUCCUCACAGGUUCAUCCUGUCAGGCUCACCUAUGCAAAACAAUUUGAAAGAGCUUUGGUCUCUGUUCGACUUCGUCUUUCCUGGCAAGCUGGGGACGCUGCCUGUGUUUAUGGAGCAGUUUUCUGUGCCAAUAACUAUGGGAGGAUACAGCAAUGCCUCACCUGUACAGGUCCAGACUGCGUUCAAGUGUGCAUGUGUGCUGAGGGACACAAUAAAUCCUUACCUGCUCAGAAGGAUGAAGGCGGACGUCAAGGCCAACCUCUCCUUACCUGACAAAAAUGAACAGGUGCUGUUUUGCAGAUUAACAGAGGAACAGCGGCAGGUGUAUCAAAACUUCUUAGAUUCCAAAGAGGUCUACCAAAUACUAAAUGGAGACAUGCAGGUAUUUUCAGGUUUGAUCGCGCUGCGCAAGAUCUGUAACCACCCGGACCUUUUCUCAGGCGGGCCCCGGAUGCUGAGGGGAAUCCCGGAGGACCAGCUAACGGACGAGGAACAGUUUGGCUUUUGGAAACGCUCAGGCAAGCUGAUAGUGGUGGAGUCGCUUCUCCGCCUCUGGUUCAAGCAGGGACAGAGGGUCCUGCUCUUCACACAGUCUAGACAGAUGCUGGACAUCUUGGAAGUGUUUGUACGGGAACAGAACUACUCGUACCUGAAAAUGGAUGGGACGACCACAAUAGGUUCCCGACAGCCGCUCAUCGCUCGCUACAACGAGGACAAAUCCAUUUUUAUUUUCUUGCUGACCACUAAAGUUGGUGGACUGGGAGUCAAUCUGACUGGAGCCAACAGAGUCAUCAUUUAUGACCCAGACUGGAACCCCAGCACUGACACGCAG